Molecule: messenger RNA, 1269 nt
Organism: Fusarium venenatum
Lineage: Eukaryota; Fungi; Ascomycota; Sordariomycetes; Hypocreales; Nectriaceae
Product: cation efflux family-domain-containing protein
Biological process (GO): transmembrane transport; monoatomic cation transport
Cellular component (GO): membrane
Molecular function (GO): monoatomic cation transmembrane transporter activity
Source: RefSeq, a predicted model, not a curated record
AUGUCCCAGGUACGAUCGCAUACCGACUCUGGUCGCGACCAGAAAGAUGGUCACAAACAUAGCCACAGCCAUGACCACGGCCAUAGCCACGGCAUUUUAGGGGGUCACCAUCACCAUCACGACAACGCCUACCUAACAUCAGGCAACAAGGACGACCCAGGCGUCCGCAUCACUCGUCUCGGCUUGGUCUCCAACUUGGGCAUGGCAAUUGCCAAGUUUGCUGGUGGAUAUGCUUUCAACUCCAAAGCUAUGACUGCAGACGCCUGGCACAGCAUCACUGAUCUUGCAUCCGAUAUUUUGACUCUUGCUACGGUUACAUGGAGUCUGAAGCCACCAACAGACAAGUUCCCUAUGGGCUUUGGCAAAGUCGAGAGUUUGGGUUCAUUGGGUGUUUCAAGCAUGUUGUUAAUGGGAGGUUUAUACAUGGGCUGGGACAGCGGCAUCAGUCUCUACGGUCACUUUUACCCGGAAGCAGCACACGGUAUCCUCGAACACGUCGGACACGGCCAUAGCCAUUCUCAUGGAGCCGCGGCACUUGGUAUUCCAAGCAUGCACGCAGCUUGGCUCGCCGCGGGAACAAUCCUGAUUAAGGAAUGGUUAUAUCAUGCUACAAUGAAGGUUGCGCGUGAACGCAGAUCCUCGGUUCUCGCAUCAAAUGCUAUUCAUCACCGAGUUGACAGUUUGACGGGCUUUGUCACUUUGGCUGCCAUCAUAGGAGCUAACAUGAUGGAGAACGCGGCGUGGCUGGACCCCGUCGGUGGUUUGCUCAUCUCAAUCAUGGUUAUCCAAGCUGGUGCCGGAAAUACUGUUUCUGCUUUCCGUGAACUGGCGGAUCAAGGUAUUGAUGAUGAUAUCAAGUCUUCGGUAUCAAAACAUGCACACAAGGCGUUGAAGAAUGUGGCAGAAGGGCAAGAGGUUUCCCUCCGCGAAGUGAGCGGCAUCAAAUCAGGCCAGAAUUAUCUCGUGGAUCUUGAGAUGACAGUGCCCGGAGCGUGGUCCGUUGAUGCAACACAGCAGGUUGAGGAUGCAGUACGGACACAAGUAGGAGGCAAGGUGCGCGGUGUGCGAAGGGUUCGUAUCCGAUUCUCACCAAAGGAGGCAACUUCCAAGGCCAAGUUUGACGACUUUAUCCCCGGUACCGUGAUUCUGCCCCCAGAGACAGAGGAGGAUGUUUCUGAAGCAGAAUCGGACCAUGAUCACGGCCAUGACCUGAAAUCAAACGGCAACCAAGACCAUGGCGAUGGCCUCCAGAACAGGAACAAGCAUUAG